UAAGAGUUAUAAAUGAACCGUAAAAAUUUCGCUCCGGUCAUCAGUAAUUUAAUUAUUUUUUCACUGUAAUUAGAGACACACAAAAAAUUAAAUUAAUAAAAAUUAGCACAACGAAUUUUCUGCAGCAGGAAUCGUAAACGGAGAAUGGAAAUGAGUACAAUGGGCACACCAAAGAUGUCUCGUGAGGAGAGACGAUAUUCCGUGCCCUAUGGACCGGGAAAUCAAGCACCUUUGCCGCCGGGAGCGUCGGAAGAUCUUCAUGCGUGGUCCAUUUAUCGUCAAAAUUUAAAUUCAGAUUUUACGGAUUCCGCUCUCGGAUCGUCAGAUAAGUCUCCGUUGCCAUAUGGAAAUUUUCAGUUGCGUGAUACGACGGUGCAAAGUAUCAUAAAUCAUCCAAGGUACGGGCCGAAAUCGCCGUUGGGAAGUAAUAUGUACACUUAUUUGAAAUUUGGGCUGCCGAGAGUUUUUCCGCCGAAUGGGGGAAGUCAACGGAGUCACAAACCAGGUCCCGGGCCAGGCGGAAGAGGAGGCAGAGUAAAUCGAGGUUUCAGAGACAGCAGUAUGCAACACGCCGGAUCAUCAGGAUAUGACAGCAGUGAUAACGAAACGACACGCGCAUCACGCCAACCCCCGAAAAAUCUGCGAAAAUUCCGCAGCGAAUCAGAUUUCCGGAUGCUCAACACCGUCGUUCACAACGGAAAUGGCAUCCCGCCCGGACAUCAUCACCAAAUGCAUUCUCGCCCAAGUUCGCGAGCUCACAACGGAAUUCCCGUGACGGCUUUGAAGCAAGUUAAUAGUCGUGCGAGCAUUGCCGGGCCUCAUUAUGCGCAUCACAACGGCGGCACUCAUCGCCCUAAUGGACAUUUACGUGCUCAUAGCGAAGCUGACUUGCUUGCAGCGACAGAACUUAAUUACGACUACGAUCCGCGCGGAUAUGACACGCGAGAUAUGCGAAGUAUGCGGGGAGAUCCGUACAUGUCGCGACGCCAAUCGAUCCAUAAUCUCAUUUAUCCGAACAUUCAAGUGCAUUGUUUGGAUGUUUCGCCCAUGGUGCGUGGCGUGUCGCUUCAAGCGAAGGCGGGAGACCUUUUUGCGGUUAUGGCGACGUCAAAUACCGAAGGAACGAUGUUAAUGGAAACACUUGCAGGGCUGCGGGAACGAAUGGCAGGCGAAAUUUUGAUAAAUGGACAACAUGUGAGCAAAAAAAUGCUGAGAAAAUUGUGUGGAUAUGUCGCGGCGGCGGAAUCUGCUCCUUUGGAUCCACGCAUGAACGUUCAAAGUACACUGAGGUAUCAUGCGAUGUUGCGAGGACCCAUCGAUUCGAGUGACAUCAAAGAAAGAAUCGACAUCUUAGUAGAAGAUCUCGGAUUGUCAGCAAUUCGUGCAGCGAACAUUUCUCGAUUGACGCACUCGGAAAAGCAAAGACUUAAUGUCGCCUGUCAGCUACUCACGCAGUCUUCCAUCAUGAUACUCGAUCAAGCGACAAAUAACAUGGAUAUUUUUGACACAUUUUUCCUCGUCGAGUAUUUGAGGCAAUGGUGCAAUGGUAGUCGAAUCAUAAUAAUGACGCUGCAACCGCCAACUUUUGAGAUUUUAUCAAUGUGUUCGGGAGUUUUGCUGCUUUCGGGAGGGAGAAUUAUCUUUUCCGGCAGUCGAAGUGAUUUGCCGCGUCAUAUGGGAUCACUUGGAUAUCCAUGCCCGCCAUUUAAGAAUCCAGCUGAUUAUUAUUUGGAUUUAGUGACUCUCGAUGAUUUAUCGGCAGCAGCUCUCCUCGAAUCAAGUUCAAGAAUUGAGGCGUUAGCAAAUGCUUGGGACAGAAUCAACUCUGAACCUCCAUUAGCUGCACCGAAAGCUAGUCUUCCGCAGAUUGUUGUGAAAGCGGGAACAUUUAAACAGUUCUAUGCACUUUUUAAGAGGAGUAUAUCAUAUAAGCAACCGGGAUCCUUACUCUCGUGGAUUUCAAAACUAAUUUUAGCGGCAAUACUUUCACUGUUAAUAGGCACAAUUUUCUGGGAUGUUCCCGCAUCAGAUCCAAAACUUAAUUUAAAUGAUAGAUUAGGAUAUCAUCAUGCCAUAAUGUUAAUCGGUCUCUGGCCACUGUUGCUUUGCUUCAUCCGUGAUACUCAUGAAGACCGAAGACAUGCGGAGAAAGAACUCAAGUUAGAUUUGUAUGGAAGGACCGUUUAUAUUCUCGUUCAAAGCCUCAUGUCAGUAAUUCCCAGUUUAUGUAUCUGGGUUGCGUAUCUCUUGCCAGCGCACAGUAUGGCGGGAUUGUAUUCCUAUAAAAAUGAUUCUGGAAUUUACAUGUAUUUAGGUUACAUGCUCCUAUUUCUCAUGGCCAUACAAACCGUUGCACUAUUUUGUGCGCAUUUCCUGCCAACAAAGGUUUCAUCGUCAAUUUUCCUGUCGCUGAUCGUCUUUCUUCUCUCAGCAGUGGGCGGUUACAUGAUUCAUCCAGCAGAUAUCAGUCCUUAUUGGAAAUGGCUUGAAGUUGCGUCGCCCCAAAAAUGGACAAUGCCCAUUUUGACAGCUUAUGAAUACAGCAAAGAGACUCUCAAAUCAACUGUUACGCUGGAAUGUAAAAAUAAACAGAUCCAACAUCAAGAAAUCAUCGUGAAAGAUACGUGUCCGCCGCCCAAUGGCACCGCCGUGUUAGCAGAGUUCAAAUUGCUGCCCGAAGAUCACGUCAUCGAUCCAAGCGCGAUGUUUGCAUCGACAUCAGCUGCCCUCAUUUUUGCAUGCGUUUCGGUAUUUGUGCUGACAUUUUUAGUCUUUUUGGCGAAUUGCCAGAAGAGUUUCGUGCGAAAGAGCAAACGACGUGCAAUGAAGUAGAGAAGUAGGUUAAAAAAAGGAUGUUUUGUUGAAAUAUUUAAGUAGAAAAUCGAUUUUUUGUAAAGUUGUUGAUGCUGAAAAACGAUGACUGGAGUGAAAUUUUUAGUAAUUUCGGAAAAAAAUUUCUUGUUGGUUUUAAGAGAGAUCACAAGAAGGAUAAUUUUUCAGAUAAUUGUUGCUUUAAUGUGAAGCUCAUGAAUGAUGCUCAUUCAACUUUUAACACAGCUUUGUCUUUAGUCUUCGUCAGGUAUUUCAGACCUAUUCCAGUUCCACAUGUUUGAAAUCUGUUUGUUAGUGCAAAUCUUCUUCAAACAGAGCCAACUAUUUGAAGAUGUUUCAUUUUUGUGUAGUUUUACUCGACAAAUCUGACAUCUCGGAAUAAAGAUCAUCGUAACGACUUUAAAUUUUCCAUAAACUUUUUUUUUAAUCCAAAAUUAAUAAAACGCGAGUUUCAACCUCUUGAUAAUCCUUUCCUUUUUUUAAUAAUCUAAUU
This is a messenger RNA of Culicoides brevitarsis, 3325 nucleotides long. Its product is annotated as ATP-binding cassette sub-family G member 8. Gene Ontology annotation, biological process: transmembrane transport. Gene Ontology annotation, cellular component: plasma membrane. NCBI's taxonomy places the organism in Eukaryota, Metazoa, Arthropoda, Insecta, Diptera, Ceratopogonidae. The coding region runs from base 145 to 2832 and encodes 895 amino acids. Gene Ontology annotation, molecular function: ATP binding; ABC-type transporter activity; ATP hydrolysis activity. The transcript has 10 exons. The record is from RefSeq and is a predicted model, not a curated record.